Messenger RNA from Papaver somniferum (opium poppy), 684 nucleotides. RefSeq names its product protein LURP-one-related 8-like. The record is from RefSeq and is a predicted model, not a curated record. The coding region runs from base 1 to 684 and encodes 227 amino acids. The transcript is spliced from 2 exons. Lineage: Eukaryota; Viridiplantae; Streptophyta; Magnoliopsida; Ranunculales; Papaveraceae.
AUGAGAUUUCUUAAAAGAUCUAAUAAGCGCAAAACAUUCCGCCGUGUAGGUGAUGAUGGUGGUGGUGAUAAUGAUCAGGUGGAGAAGGAGUAUGGAAUCAAUGGGGAAUCAUCGACAGCUAGUUUAACAGUGUGGAGAAAAUCACAAGUUUUCAAUUGUAAUGGGUUUACAGUGAUCGAUUCCAGUGGCGACAUAGUCUACCGUGUCGAUAAUUACAUUGGAGAGGGAAGCAAAGAGAUACUUCUCAUGGAUGGUUUAGGAAAAGCUGUAUUCACCAUUUGUCGGCAGACCAAACUUGGCAUUUUCGCUAAUUGGCAUGUGUUUGAAGGCGACAUCCACAAUGACAGCACGGAAAGCUGUACAGAGACAAGGUUUCCAAUAUGCAUAGCAAAGAGAUGUAAUGAUCUACUGAAAAUUGCAAACGUUCCAGGUGCGUUAGCUCAAGUAGUGCUUUACCAAUCCGGCCGAAAGAGUUGUGUUUACACAAUUGAAGGUUCUUAUAAGAAUCGGUCAUGUAGGAUAUUAGACAAGACUAGGGAGGUGGCCGCAGAGAUCUCAAGGAAGGAAGCAAAGAUAGAAGGUAUCUCAUUUGGGGAAAAGGUUUUUCUUUUAAUCGUGCGGUCCGGAUUUGAUCAUGGAAUUGCCAUGACAAUGAUUUUACUACUUGAUCAAAUGUUCUCCUAG